UCCACAUUCGGAGCGAAAGGAGCAUCUUGUUAAGAGACCACUGAGUGAUCAUCUCGUUUUAAAUACCUUGACCAUCGUUACAAACAUGGAGAAGGACUCCAGUUCUCGGUUGGCUAAAUGUGGAAGCUUUUCCAUUGCUGACAUUCUAAACGUCAAAAGCCCGAGCGCAUCGACUAAUGAUCUCUCAUCUGAAGAGUCUUUGUCCAGAGAAGACCCUAGGACACCAACAAAAUUCAACAAGGAGCUUUCAAAGCCAACGAAGAAAUCAGAUGACAAAGUGCUCUCCCUUGAAGGCGCACGUCAAAACCAAGGGCAACCUAGUGUAGAAACAAAGAAGAGGCCACGCACUGCCUUCACCACUGAUCAGAUAAAAGUCCUUGAGAGCGAGUUCCAGAAAGGCAAGUACCUCAGCGUUGUGCGCAGAAUGGAGCUUUCAAAGCUGUUGGAACUUUCAGAAACACAGAUCAAAAUAUGGUUUCAAAAUCGCCGUACUAAAUGGAAGCGGAAGCUUGCCGCUGAGAUGGAUUACGCCAUUGCUGCCCAGGGAUACCUGUACCCUUCACACCCGGCGUGCCACGGGCCGAAAUGCCACUUUGAAAGUAGUUCAACGCAUUCCAGCCGCAUGCAGCCAUCAUUCCUUUCAGUUUUCCAUCCACCUAUAUUCACGAAUUCAUUGAAACAGUCAACAAGGGGCUAUCCGCUUUCAAAUUUCAGCUCAGCUUCACUUUAGGGACAGCUAAUAAUAAUAUUCAAGGCCGUGUCGAUAUUUUACAAACUCUCCUUAGCAUUUCGUUUUAAAUCUGGUGUUUAAGAUAAAUGAUAACGUUCUGUACCUGCUGUAGAAAUGCCAGAUCAUCAAAAACUUUGACAAUAAUACAUUUUAAAUUGGUAUUAACUUCAGUUUCUCCAGGUGACGAUUUCGGUCCAGGAGAAUAUAUCACGUGCCAGCUUCUUUCAGUGGAAUAUCUUUACAAACAACAAUCAAAUUGAAACAACAAAAAGUGUUUUCAACAGUAAAUCACGAAAACUGUAGAUAAAGGUAAAGCGUUCGCAUGUUGCAUAAAAGAUAAGGAACAGUUUGUAAUCAAAGGGUCCUUUGUAAUAAUGGUGUCGUAAACUAUUCAAGGAAACCGUAUAACUGCCAUUUUAAACUUUUCCACCGAAUGUGAUUUAGUUUAUAUUGUUCACAUUCGCUUUAUCCUACGAUAAAGUAAACUAACGAACAUUUACAAGAGCAUGUUAAAUUUACAGAUAGUUAUUAAACACGCAUGGGAUAAGUUAA
Messenger RNA from Pocillopora damicornis (cauliflower coral), 1282 nucleotides. Its product is annotated as barH-like 1 homeobox protein. The record is from RefSeq and is a predicted model, not a curated record. Lineage: Eukaryota; Metazoa; Cnidaria; Anthozoa; Scleractinia; Pocilloporidae. Gene Ontology annotation, biological process: regulation of DNA-templated transcription. Gene Ontology annotation, molecular function: DNA-binding transcription factor activity, RNA polymerase II-specific; DNA binding.